Messenger RNA from Magallana angulata, 1809 nucleotides. RefSeq names its product integrator complex subunit 15-like. Bases 65 to 1198 code for a protein of 377 amino acids. The transcript is spliced from 7 exons. The record is from RefSeq and is a predicted model, not a curated record. NCBI's taxonomy places the organism in Eukaryota, Metazoa, Mollusca, Bivalvia, Ostreida, Ostreidae.
AGUUUCCAGUGUCAAUCGGCAAAAAAGAAUAUGUUUUGUUCAGAGUGAAAAUAAACCCAUAAUAAUGUCCAAAAUCCUCAAGAAGCUGAGUUAUCUUGAUUUCCCAGAGAAUUCUCGACAAGCUCUGCAGUAUGUAGCGUCUUGUUACUCUGAUGGGUCGACCCACCAUGGCCUCUCUAUUCCUGGUCUGGAAUCUGCCUCAGAGAACUGGGCUUAUGAAGUCUGCCACGAGUAUAUCUACUUCCAUUCAUCAUCUCGCCGAGCUGCACAGAAACUGAAUGCAGUUCAAGAGUUGCAGUUACUGGAGAUGUUAAGCAGCUGUCUGAGUGAGGCCAACGAGGGGUCACGAUACAGUAUAUUUAACGCCAUCUUUGGAGGCUCCCCAGAGGGGUACAAAAUCAUAUUACUGACAAAACUGGUGUCCAUGGCUCUGUCCCUGGGGGUAGGACCAGUACUGGACUGUGCUGCUUUGUGGAUGCAGGAGCAUGGCUGUCACAGUAAGGCGUCCUGCGACCUCGCCCACAGCCUGGUGGAGGACUACUGCCUGCUCUUCCCAGAGGUCAGCACGACCUUCCAGGGCCUGCCCAGAAUCUCACCUCUCUUCACCUGUAACUUCAUCACAGCCGUCGCCACCAUCUAUCCGUUUGACGGAAAUGCCUUCCAGAAACCCCCUCCAUUAUCAUUGCUCCGAUACAUCACUACCUGGGUCUCCUCGGACCCCUGCCUGUGUUCCGAAUCGGUGCGUCUCUCACGGAUACAAGCAAACUUCUCCUGCCCCUUCAUGGGCCUCGUCCAAUGGUGCAUUCUGGGACAUUUAUACACCCAUUGUAAGGUGACAAAUGAGGCUGAGAAGACAGAGAUUCUUGGACUUCUUUCUAAACUCCAUUUUGGAAUUCUCCAGAGUCUGUUGGCCUAUAAAAGCAUGGAGCUGAACCAGGCUUUGUUUUACAUGCCCCACUUUGUGUCCCUAUCUCAGGCACUCAUGCAGUUAAAUAGUCAAGGCUGUAAAAGCGAGGACACCUUACACCUGUUGAUUGAGAAAAUAGGUCAAGUGAUUCAGGUUGCCAUGGUGACAGGAAGCCUGAAAGAGGAAAAAGGAUACUUUGGCUUAAAACAAAUUUGCAGCAUAUUACCUCAAAACAGGUUACUUGAAAUAAUUCAGCAACAUCAGCUUCCUCAGAGUAUGGAUACAUCCUAGUAAUGGAUACAUCCUAGUAAUGGAUACAUCCUAGUAAUGGAUACACCCUAGUAAUGGAUACAGCCUAGUAAUGGAUACAGCCUAGAAAUGGAUACAGCCUAGUAAUUGAUACUGCCUAGAAAUGGAUAGAUCUGACAUGGAAAUGGAUAGAUUCUAUUAAUUGAUACAGCCUAGUAUUUGAUAUAUUAAACAGAGUAUUGGGUAGAUCCAACCAAGUUAUGGAUACAUACUUGUAAUGGAUACACCCUUGUAACACUAAAUGUGGAUACAUCCUGGAUACAUCCUUGUAACAUUAAAUGUGGAUACAUCCUUGUAACAUUAAAUGUUGAACAUCCAUGUAACAUUAAAUGUUGAUACAUCCUUGUAACAUUAAAUGUUGAUACAUCCUUGUAACAUUAAAUGUUGAUACAUCCUUGUAACAUUAACUUUGGAUACAUUCUUGUAACUUUAACUGCGUGUCCUCCUGGUGAGGGAUACUGGAAUAUCCCAGAUACUUUCUGGAAAGAUUCUUGGAAAAGAUUUCAAUCUUAGUGCUAUAUGGUAAAUUGCAUUCUAGUAUGUACAUUGGUAAGUAAUUCACAUAUACUGGUGGUGCACACAUAUAUACCAGU